CUAUCUUGAAAUGGAGUUUACUCUUCUGUUUCCAAUGAGGUUUAAAUCCUUGUCUAUGAGCUUGACUGAUGAUUGAUUGAUUGACUGCCAUCAGCUGGGCUUGGGGAUUGCUCCUCAGCUGGUUUGUGUGCGUAUCCAGGGGCAUGCAAGCAAAAGAACACGUAAAAACUCUCUGCACAGUCUAAUCACACACACCUGAUCCAGCUAAUCAAGCUCUCCAGGAUUAAACUCCCAAACAGGUGUGAGCUGGAGCUAAACUGUGCAGAGCUGAGGCCUUCCAGGAAUUGAGGUGGAGAUCUCUGAUAUAAACCUACACGUGAAGACGAUCAAGUUAAUUAAAGAACAGCGAGGACAUGAGUCAUCCAGAACCCUGCAGAAAAACAUGUGAAGUCACUGAAAAACAAAGAGACCCGGUUAAAGAGAAUGAAGAUGGCGAACAACUGAAUGAAGCGGGGGAAAAACAUCCUGUCAAAAGUGGAGAAAGUAAGUUUUUGCUGAAAAGAAGAGCCAAAAAAUCUUGCACCUGCUCUCAGUGUGGAAAGAGUAUCUCCUGCAAACAAAAUCUUAAAUUUCACAUGAGACUUCACAGUGGUGAGAAGCCACACGUGUGUGAUCAAUGUGGGAUGAGUUUUGCCCGAAAAGACUCUCUUAUUACUCACAUGAAAAUACACACUGGAGAGAAACCGCACGCAUGUGAUCAGUGCGGGAAGAGGUUUGCACUGGCAAGAACUGUCAGAUUACAUCUGCUUUCUCAUUCUGGAGAAAGACCCUAUACCUGUAAUCAGUGUGAGAAAAGCUUUUCUUAUCCAGAUAACCUGAAGAGCCACCUAAAGGUUCACACUAAGGAGAAGCCUUAUGUGUGUUCUCUGUGUGGAAAGAGUUUUCCACGACUGGGUGCUUUUAAAUUACACCAGAAAAGACACAGCGGUGUGAAAGAGCAUAUGUGCUUUGAUUGUGGGAAAACCUUCUUUACACAUGAUCAACUGAGACGACACCAGAUGACCCACAGUGGAGAGAAACCUUACAAGUGUUCACAAUGUGACAAGGCAUUCUCUCGUCCAGAACAUCUGAAAAGACACGAGAUGACCCACACUGGAGAAAAGCCACACAGUGUGGGAAGUGUUUCACAUGUGUAAAUGCUCUUAAAUCACAUCUGCUUUCUCAUUCUGGAAAAAAGACCAGUGU
Messenger RNA from Carassius auratus (goldfish), 1185 nucleotides. RefSeq names its product gastrula zinc finger protein xLCGF3.1-like. The transcript has 3 exons. Gene Ontology annotation, cellular component: nucleus. The record is from RefSeq and is a predicted model, not a curated record. Gene Ontology annotation, molecular function: DNA-binding transcription factor activity, RNA polymerase II-specific. Bases 354 to 1136 code for a protein of 260 amino acids. NCBI's taxonomy places the organism in Eukaryota, Metazoa, Chordata, Actinopteri, Cypriniformes, Cyprinidae. Gene Ontology annotation, biological process: regulation of transcription by RNA polymerase II.